This is a messenger RNA of Toxotes jaculatrix (banded archerfish), 1207 nucleotides long. RefSeq names its product surfeit locus protein 1. The transcript has 9 exons. The coding region runs from base 104 to 1021 and encodes 305 amino acids. Gene Ontology annotation, biological process: mitochondrial respiratory chain complex IV assembly. Gene Ontology annotation, cellular component: mitochondrion; membrane. NCBI's taxonomy places the organism in Eukaryota, Metazoa, Chordata, Actinopteri, Toxotidae. The record is from RefSeq and is a predicted model, not a curated record.
GAAACGGCCCCCCUCCGAUCAGGAACAUGUCAGUUAUGUAGUCGGUCUAUAGUCGGUCAUCUCAUCCACUUUUAGCGUUAUUCCAUUACUGCUUUGAUUCAGCAUGGCUUCUCUGAAAUCAGUGCUGGCUUAUUCCACCAGGUUGCUGUCCACGCUAAAAAAACAGACUAAUGCCAUUUACAUCAAGAGGACUUUCCUUCUCACCAGACCGCCGCUCUUCAAACGAGCAGACGGCAGGUUCAUCAGCUUCGGGCGACAGUCCAGCUCUACAGCCGUCAAAACAGAGAAAGGAGAGGACUCUUUCCUCAAAUGGUUCCUGCUGCUCAUCCCUGCCACCACCUUUGGCCUUGGUACAUGGCAGGUGAAACGGCGUCAGUGGAAAAUGCAGCUGAUUGACGAGCUGACAAAACUCACCACUGCAGAACCCGUCCCUCUUCCUCUUGAUCCUGGUGAGCUGAACAGCCUAGAGUACAGAAGGGUGAGAGUGCGUGGACAGUACGACCACUCACAGGAGCUGUAUAUUCUGCCCCGCUCACCAGUGGACCCAGAGAAAGAGGCCAGAGAGGCGGGAAGGCUGUCUUCAAGUGGAGAGACCGGUGCGAAUGUCAUCACCCCAUUCCACUGCACUGACCUCGGCAUCACAAUCCUGGUGAACAGAGGAUACGUCCCAAAGCAGAAGAUAAGACCAGAGACCAGGAUGAAGGGACAGGUGGAAGGCGAGGUGGAGGUGGUCGGGGUAGUCAGGCUGACAGAGACUCGAAAACCCUUUGUUCCAAACAACGACGUGGAGAGAAACCGCUGGCAUUACCGAGACCUGGAGGCCAUGUCCCGUGUCACUGGAGCUGCACCCAUCUUCAUUGAUGCUGACUUCAGGAGCACCAUUCCUGGUGGACCAAUAGGUGGACAGACCAGAGUGACACUGAGGAAUGAACACAUGCAGUACAUAGUUACAUGGUAUGGCUUGUGUGCGGCAACUUCCUACAUGUGGUAUGCCAAGUUCAUCAAGAAGAUUAUGGUGUGAUGUGAUGAAAUGCAGUGAAAUUACACAUGGAAAGUGUCUGAAAUGUUGCAUAGCAAGCCUCUGAUACACCUGAUUUAAACUGAUUUUGAUUCAGCUCCAGCCUGCUGCAUACAUUCACCGACAAAUAUGUAAAUAGCUGUGGAUUAUUCUCCUGAAACGUGUAUGAGAAUAAAUUAUUAAUAAAUU